Messenger RNA from Cottoperca gobio, 1257 nucleotides. RefSeq lists its product as uncharacterized. The record is from RefSeq and is a predicted model, not a curated record. The transcript has 6 exons. Gene Ontology annotation, biological process: response to bacterium. Bases 32 to 1090 code for a protein of 352 amino acids. NCBI's taxonomy places the organism in Eukaryota, Metazoa, Chordata, Actinopteri, Perciformes, Bovichtidae.
UAGUCGAGCAAGAGAAGGGCUCUGUGGCACAAUGAUCGGAGGACUGGCUGCUUUGAUUCUUCUAAGUACUGCGUCCCUGAUUCAAACUGCAGAGGUUCCUCACCAGAUCUCUUCGACUGUGGUUGAACUUGGAGAUAAUUUGACUCUGACAUGUUCAUUCACUCAAAAUGAUUUAUGGUUUGUUUACUGGUAUAAGAUAAAGUUUGGAUAUAUGGCUCAAACUAUUGCAUCAGAAACUUUCAACAAAUUAAAACUUCAAGGACAAUUUGACAACUCAAGAUUUGAAGUCACAAAUUUGAACGCUCAGUAUGUUCUUAAUAUCAGAAAUGUAAACAAAGAAGAUGAAGCAACAUACUUCUGUCUAGCAGGAUCGGCAUACAUAAUGAAAUUCAUUAACGCCACACUUUUGGCUGUGAAUGAUCAUAAAAAUGUGCAGAAAUCUGUCCUCGUGAAACAAAGUCCGGAGACGGAGUCGGUCCGGCCGGGCGACUCAGUGACUCUCCAGUGUUCACUUCUCUCCACUGACAAAGAAAACGCAGAUCAGUGUCCAGGUGAACACGAUGUGUACUGGUUCAGAUCUGGAUCAGGAGGAUCACAUCCAAGCUUCAUUUACACUCACAGUGACGAACAAAAGGAAAGAAGUUGUGUCUACAGUCUGUCCACAACUAUACAGAACUCAUCUGAUACUGGGACUUACUACUGUGCUGUGGUCACAUGUGGACAGAUCCUGUUUGGUGAAGGAACUAAAGUGGAGACAAGAUCACAACUGGACACAGUCGUCCUUGUGCUUGGAGUACUGUUGGCCUGCUGUGUGACUCUGAUUACCGUCCUUAUGUUCUACUUAAAUCGAAGGAGAGUUUGUGAACAUUGCAAAGGAGCAACGACUGCCUCCCGUAAUCCAGGAUAUGACAAGUCUACAGUGGAUCAAUCAACUGACCUGGAUGGAGACGGAGAUGCAGUAAACUAUGCUGCACUCAAUUUCUCCACAAGGAAAGCGAAAAGAGUGAAGAAGACGAGAGAGUCACCACCUGAGUGUGUGUACUCUGCUGUAAGAGCAGAAUACCACGACCAGCACCAGUCCUCUCUAUAGGCAGAGCCGGGCCUGCAGGUCAACCGAACCCCAAGUCUCCUCAUCGAGCUUCGCCUUCGCUCAGCUUUGCAUGUUUUUAACAAAUGUCAUGCUUUUAAUUAUUUUCCUCAAUAUUUUGGUUUUAAAAAAGCGCUUCCUAUAGGUCAAGUCCAUCCUGUGACAAAUGU